Molecule: messenger RNA, 6304 nt
Organism: Ficedula albicollis (Collared flycatcher)
Lineage: Eukaryota; Metazoa; Chordata; Aves; Passeriformes; Muscicapidae
Product: GON-4-like protein
Exons: 31
Coding region: 255-6218 (1987 amino acids)
Biological process (GO): regulation of DNA-templated transcription
Cellular component (GO): nucleus
Molecular function (GO): transcription coregulator activity
Source: RefSeq, a predicted model, not a curated record
GGCCCGCGGGGAAAGGACCGGGGGAGGCCUCACCGAAAGGAGGGAGGAAACACGCCGGGAGAGCGGCCCCGAGCCCCGGGCAGGAGCUCCCCGCAGGCCCCGGCAGCCCGGCGGUGGAAGGGAAAAUCCCCAAGCUGUACACAGAGGUUGAAGUGAGUUCUCAGAGGGAUCCUUAUCCCAGUGAAACCCCUGGUGCAGUGCCAGAGUCUCCAGGGAGAGGCUCCCUGCAGGUGGCUGCCAGAAAUCCCACCACAAUGAAGCCACCAAAGAACAGCAGAGCUGAGGAGCAGGACGGGGAGGAUGUGGAGAGGAGGAAGAGGAGGAGGAAGGCAAGCAAAAGGAAAAGAGAAGGGAAGAGCCCAGAAGAAGAGAGCUCCUUGUCCUGUGACAUCAAACUGGACGAGUCCCUGGAUCGAACGCUGGAGGAUGGAGCCAAACAGCACAACCUGACCGUGGUCAACGUCAGGAACAUCCUGCACGAAGUGAUCACAAAUGAACAUGUGGUGGCCAUGAUGAAAGCAGCCAUCAGUGAGACAGAAGACAUUCCUUUGUUUGAACCCAAAAUGACUCGUUCCAAACUGAAGGAAGUUGUGGAGAAAGGAGGGGUGAUUCCAACGUGGAAUAUCUCACCAAUUAAGAAGGCAAAUGAGAUGAAGCCACCUCAGUUUGUGGACAUUCCCCUGGAGGAAGAUGAUUCCUCUGAUGAAGAAUACCAGCCUGAUGAUGAAGAUGAGGAUGAGACUGCAGAAGAGAGCUUGCUGGAGAGUGAUGUGGAGAGCACAGCUUCUUCUCCUCGUGGGGCCAAGAGAUCCAGGACAAGGCGCUCCUCUGAUGAGGAGGGAGGGACACUCUGUGAGAUGGAGAAGGUCACUACUCCUGUUGUUAGACACAUUAGUGCUGAAGUGGUUCCCAUGGGACCCCCACCACCUCCCAAACCCAAGCAAACAAAGGACAGCACCUUCAUGGAGAAGCUGCAUGCAGUGGAUGAAGAGCUGGCCUCGAGCCCUGUCUGCAUGGACUCCUACCAGCCCCUGGAGGACAGCCUGAUUGCCUUCAGGACUCGUUCCAAGAGGCCCCUGAAGGAUGUUCCCCUGGGGCAGCUGGAGGCCGAGCUGCGCGCGCCCGACAUCACCCCCGACAUGUACGACCCCAACACGGCCGAUGACGAGGAGUGGAAGAGGUGGCUCGGGGGGCUCAUGAAUGAUGAUGUGGAGAAUGAAGAUGAAGCUGAUGAUGAUGAUGACCCUGAGUACAAUUUCCUGGAAGAUCUGGAUGAACCAGACACAGAAGACUUCAGGAAUGACCGUGCUGUGAGAAUCACCAAAAAGGAAGUGAAUGAGCUGAUGGAGGAGCUGUUUGAGACAUUCCAGGACGAGAUGGGAUUCUCCAACAUGGAAGAUGAAGGGCCAGAAGAUGAAGAUGUUGUUGCAGAGUCUAGGCCAAAUUUUAACACCCCCCAGGCUCUCAGAUUUGAGGAGCCUCUGGCCAAUUUGCUGAACAAGCAGCACCGGACAGUGAAGGAACAACUGGAGCAGCUGAGGAUGAAAAAAUCCUCAAUGAAAGCAGCCCAAGAGAGUGAAAAAUCCAAACCACCAAAUGAGAAACCCCUGCAGAAUCUUGUUCUGGAUAGUGCACAGAGGAAGAGGCUCCAGCAGCAAAUGCAGCAGCAUGUUCAGCUUCUGACUCAAAUCCAUCUCCUGGCAAGUUUCAACCCUGCUCUCAGUUCAGAGGCCAACACCACCCGGAUGUUUUUGAACGAGCUCGGGAGCUUUGCCCGCAGCUCCAGCCUCCUCCGGGUGCCCCUGAACCCCAAAUUCCAGACCAUGUUCCAGCCCUGCAACCUUCAGGGAGCCCUGCAGCUCAUUGAGGACUUCCAUGCCCAGGUGCCAGUGGACUGCAGCCCUAGGAAAGCUGUGAAGAAGAACACAAAUGAUUUCUCAUGUUUGCCAAAGCAAGUGGCCUGGAUUUUGGCAACAAGGAAAGUCUUUAUGUACCCAGAGCUGCUGCCAGUUUGUUCCUUGAGAGCAAACCCUCACCGGGACAAGAUUGUCUUCACCAAGGCAGAGGACAACUUGUUGGCUUUAGGGCUGAAACAUUUUGAAGGGAUUGAGUUUCCAAAACCUUUGAUCAGCAAGUACCUCCUGCCCACCAAAACUGCUCAUCAGCUGACAGUGAGGAUCAAGAACCUCACCAUGAACAGAGCCCCAGACAACAUCAUCAGGUACUACAGGAAGACAAAGCAGCUGCCUGUGCUGCUCAAGUGCUGUGAGGAAAUACAGCCCCACGAGAUGAAGGCACCUGUGGAGAGGGAGGAGCAUCGCCUGCCCUUCUGGUUAAAGGCAAGCUUGCCCUCCAUCCAGGCAGAACUGAAGCAGCUGGCAGAAGACACCAAGGAUGCACCAGCUUCACCUGAUGCAGAACCUGCCAUUUUGGGGUCAGAAAAGGAAACUUCAGACACAGAAUGUGAUGACAAAUACCCUCUGCUGAUGCCCAAGGGGCUCAUGCUCACCCUGAAACCUUUGGCCAACCGAUUCUCCAGGAGGGCCUGGAGGAGGCAGAAGUCAGCAGCUCUGAAACCUGUCCUGAUCCGCCCCAAUCCCUGUCUGCAGCCCAGCUCCAGCCCUGCCAGCAUCCAGAAAACUCUGAAAUUGUCCCAGGCAGAGGCUGCUCCCAGCAAGGUCCUGCUCAAGGUGCCUCGUCCCAUCCAGCCGGCGCCGCUCGUGCAGCCCCUGAACGUUCCAGCCGUGGUGGGAGGUGGGGAUGGCUUGGAAUUCCAGAAUGUGCUUCCCAGUGCCCAUCCAGACUCCAGACAAGCCUUCCCAGCUGCUGUGUCCCCAGCUCUGGUGUCCUCAGAGGCGGCGACUCUGCAGCCCAAGCCGCCGCCGGCUUCGGCCGGGACGAAAACGCACAAACCCUGCGUGGGGAAGGGCAGCCAGAGGAAAAAAGGGACAAAAUCUGCCCCAGUGAUCACACCUUCCCCUGUGAUCCAGCCCUCCCCUGUCAUCCUGACUGUCCCUGCCACCACAGUGAAGGUGGUUAACAUUGGCAAUGGCUGCAACAUGAUCCAGCCCCUCAACCCGGCCGUGGGCCAGGGCACUCAGGCCAUUCCAGUCACAACCCUGCUGGUGAACCCAUCCACCUUCCCCUGUCCUUUAAAUCAGCCUCUGGUUACCUCUUCCAUCCCAUCUCUGAUUGUCUCUCCCAGCCCUGUGGGUCUGUCUGCAGCUGCUGUGAAGAGUGAAGGGGAGGAGCAGCUGACCCUGCUCCCUGCUCCUGCUGCUUUUCCCAAAGUGGAGCCCAAAGUGGAACCCCCAGAGCUCUUUGUUCCCUGCUGUGCUGUGUCCCCCAAGGAGGAGGGUGGGACAAGCCCUGGCACACCCCAUGAUGGCACUCAGGACAAGGGGGACAAGGGGGACUGCUGCAGCUGGGCAGUGGGAGAAGGAGAGGGCAACACCUCUGAGCCACUGCCUGUGGAACUCUUGCCUCACUCAAAAGAUCCUGAUAAAUCAGUGAAAAUCGAGUCAGAAGAUUCAAGUGAUGAUCCCAAAGAAGCAAACCUGGCACAGAAAAAAGAUCUUUUAUGUGCUGAAGGGAAGGAAGAGUUCAUGCUGGGCCUUGGCCAGGAGCUGAACAUGGAGGCUGCGUGUUCCUGUGGGGAUGAGCCCAAGAAGGAGCAGCUUCCCUGCGAGGAGAAGGGAGAGGAGGAGCGCCAGACUCUGCCAUCCCCUCCCCAGGCAGAGCAGCAGGGGGAGCCAGGGGGGGCUGCUGGGCCAGCAGGCAGCAGUGACUCCCCAAAAAACCUGCCUUGCCCAGCAGAGGGGGAGGCAGAGUUCAGCAGCCCCCCAGGGAGGCCAGAGGAUUCGUCCAGCAUCGAUGGUCAGUCCGUGGGGACACCGGCCGGCCCCGAGGCUGCAGGAGACAGGGAAGGGCAGGAAGAGGAGGAAGAAGAUGAUUUUGAUGAUUUUACACAAGAUGAGGAUGAGGAAAUGUCAUCAGCCUCAGAAGAGUCUAUUCUGUCAGUGCCAGAACUGCAGGAGACAAUGGAAAAACUGACCUGGCUUGCAACAGAGAGACGUUUGAGCCAAGAAGGAGAUUCUGAAGAAGAGAAUUCCCAGGAAGAAAACUCUGAGCCUGAGGAAGAGGAGGAGGAGGAAGGGGAAGGAAUGGAGAGUUUGCAGAAGGAUGAUGAAACCUGUGGAGAUCCAUCAGAGGAGCCAAAAUCUGACUUCACCACAGCCAAGGAGGCUUCCCCACAGGUGGAGACCCACAGGAUGGCAGCAGGAGAGAACCUGAAAGCCCCAGGGAAGAGCAGGAGCUCCCACAGGACCAGGAACAAGCGGGGCCGGGCUCGUGGCAGCAAGGACACGUCCAAGCUGCUGCUGCUGUACGAUGAGGACAUCCUGGAGAGGGAUCCCCUGAGGGAGCAGAAGGACCUGGCCUUUGCCCAGGCCUACCUGAGCAGGGUCCGUGAGACCCUGCAGCACAUCCCAGGCAAGUACGAGGAUUUCCUGCGCGUGAUCUACGAGUUCGAGAUCAGCACGGACAGACGGACGGCCGUGGAUCUGUACUGCACCCUGCAGAAAGUGCUGCACGACUGGCCACAGCUGCUCACUGACUUUGCUGCCUUCCUUCUACCAGAGCAGGCUUUGGAGUGUGGGCUGUUUGAGGAGCAGCAAGCCUUCGAAAAGAGCCGCAAGUUCCUCAGGCAGCUGGAGAUCUGCUUUGCUGAAAAUCCUGCCCACCACCAAAAGAUCAUCAAAGUCCUGCAGAGCUGUGCAGACUGUCUGCCCCAGGAGAUUGCAGAGCUGAAGACCCAGAUGUGGCAGCUGUUGAAGGGCCAUGACCACCUGCAGGAUGAGUUCUCUGUUUUCUUUGAUCACCUUCGGCCCUCAGCCAGCCGCAUGGGGGAUUUCGAGGAGAUCAACUGGACAGAAGAGAAGGAGUAUGAGUUUGAUGGGUUUGAAGAGGUUUCUCUGCCAGAUGUGGAAGAGGACGAUGAGCCACCCAAAAUUCAUGGAGCCAACAGAAACAAGAAGAGGAAAGAGAUUGGAGGCCAACAGCAGGACAAGGAGCUGGAGUGGGUGGAUGGGCUGAAGGAAUGUUCCUGUUCCUGCCAUGAAGGGAGUGGUGAUCUCAAGCUCAAGAAAAGCAAAAGGAGGAGCUGCAACCACUGUAGCAGUAAGGUGUGUGAAAGCAAAUUUUAUAAAAACAAAGAUUCUCAAGAGCUGCCUGCCAGCCUUGCUCAGGCAGAGUCGAGUCCCCAGCCAGAGGGGAAGGAUCCUGGGAUGUCAAAGGAAGCUGGAGAAGAAAGCCUGGAGAGCAGAGAGGAGGGAGAGGAUGUGCAGAGCAGAACCAGACCUGGCUCUAGGAAAGUGGAAUCUCUGUCUCCAGGACCUCACCUGGAAGGAAGGGUGGCCUCCAGCAGACCUGGAUCUGGUGAAAAACCUGCCCAGGUUCCAGAAGGUGCUGGUGCAGCUGUGGAUGAUGCCAAGGACAGGCCACAGCUACAAAAAACUGCUCUAAAACUACCUCAAGAAACCAAAGAGUGCCCUUGCACUGAAGGACUAAAGCAGCCUGGAGGGAAUUCAGCAGAGAAUUCCCUGCUGCUCUCUGCUGCACCAAUGCAGAGCCAGACUGAGGGGCUUCACCCUGAACCAAAACCCAGAGGAGCAGCCAAAGAACUCCAGGGAGCUGCUGCUUCACCCCUGCAAGGAAGAGCUGAAACAGAGCAGAGCUGGAGCACAAGGAGCAGCAGAACAGCACUGAGUGAGAGCUGCAGGUUGGAUUGCCAGCACAGAGCUGCUCCUGAGGGCAGCAGUGGCAGCAGCAGCUCCCAGCAGCAGCAGGAGGCCAGAGCAGGCCCAGGGCCCAGGGAGCAGCAGCAGCAGCGAGUGGCAGAGGCCACAGUUUGUGCCAAGAACAGCAAAGUCAGCUCCACUGGGGAGAAGGUGGUGCUCUGGACCAGGGAGGCUGACAGAGUCAUCCUCACCAGCUGCCAGGAGAAGGGAGCUCACCUGGACACCUUCCACGCCAUCUCCCAAAAACUGGGCAACAAAACAGCCAGUGAGGUGUCCCACAGGUUCAGGGAGCUGAUGAGGCUGUUCCACACAUCCUGUGAUGGCAGCUCUGAGGAUGAGGAGGAUGCCACCAGCACCAGUAACACAGACCAGCUGUCAGAUAAAGAUCUUCUGCUUUCUGAGGAAGAACCUGAUGACUGAGCUCAUAAACUACUGACUGCACUAGAAGAGGGUUUUUUUUUUUUUUUUCCAGUUUGCUGCUAGACAGGUGUUGUGGAAAAAAAUGU